AGUUUUCGUUAUAUCUCAUUCGUAAACAACAGAGGUCUCUCGGAGUUUUUGCUUUUUAUGUUUAUUUUUAUCGAGUAUUCCUUUUGGCCUUAUAUUCGUUUCAUUGGGGACGACUUCAUUUGGUUUCCCAGGCGCGCAUUCGCUCUGUUCUGCAACAAAGCAACAACAGGACAGAAGCUUUAGAGGCAAAACUCAAACACAAUAACAAACAACUCACCACACAUUGGUGGCAACUCUCUAAAUUUCAAUGAGGUUCCCAAUUUUGUUUGUAUUAUUUAUAAACCUAUUGCAAUUAUUAAACAUUACCGCGGAGACAAUACAACAGGAUGUCACUUCAAAAGGGAUGUGUACGGAAGAGACAGCGAAUGGAUGUGAGGACAGCAGUAAAGCAGAGUCUACAACUAAUAAUCGAAAUGACGAUGCAGCUUCUCAACGCAUUGUUUCGAAAAUUGAAAAGACCUGGGUGAAAUACAAAUCUUGUUCCGCUGAACCGCAAGAUCCCAAAUGUGAGUGUCAUCAAAAGGUGUGGCAAAAAGAUCUGGAAGUAUUCCAAAAGCAGAGCAUAACGAAACAAAACAUAAAAGAUGCCACCAAAUUUGGCACACUUUACAAAAUUUUCAAUCAAAAAUUGUAUCGAACGGCGGAUUGUUUUUUCCCGGCUCGCUGUGAGGGCAUAGAGUAUUUUCUGUUGAAAAUUGCUCCCUCGUUGCCAAAUAUGGAUUUUGUGGUGAAUACGAGAGAUUAUCCACAGGUCAGUGGAAGAUUUGCUAGGGACGUGUUGCCGGUAUUUUCCUUUUCGAAGACCAGCGAUUAUCGUGACAUCAUGUAUCCAGCAUGGACGUUCUGGGCUGGUGGACCCGCCAUUAAACUAUUUCCAACCGGCAUUGGAAGAUGGGAUAUACAACGAGAGAAAAUCAAUAAAGCUGGUCUAGAAUUUCCCUGGGAAAAGAAAAUUGCCAAAGGUUUCUUUCGGGGUUCGAGAACCUCACACGAGAGAGAUUCGUUGGUACUGCUUUCACGUUCGAACCCCAAUUUAAUUGAUGCUGCAUAUACCAAAAAUCAAGCCUGGAAAUCGCUCAAAGACACCUUGGAUGAAGAGCCAGCACAAGAAGUCUCAUUUGAGUAUCAUUGUCAGUUUAAAUAUCUUUUUAACUUUCGUGGCGUCGCCGCCUCAUUUCGCUUCAAACAUUUAUUCUUAUGUCGUUCUUUGGUCUUUCAUGUUGGCAAUGAAUGGCUGGAAUUCUUUUAUCCGGCUUUAAAACCCUGGAAACAUUAUGUGCCACUGGACAAGAAUCCCAGCCAAAGUGAAAUUAAAGAAAUCAUGGAAUUCUUUCGUCGAAAUGAUGAUUUGGCCAAGAAUAUUGCAGAGGCUGGUUAUGAGUUUAUAUGGCAUCAUUUGCGAAUGGAAGAUAUUGAAUGUUAUUGGAAACAUUUGAUGACGAAUUACUCCAAACUAUUGAAAUAUGAAGUAGUCGAGGAUAAAAGUCUGAUUGAAAUAAAAGAGAAAAAAUCGAAUAAUCAGAAAAGAAGGCGCUCGGAUGAGUUUUAAGCAAGUUUAUUGGAUUGGAAGAAUGCGGAAAUCUCUUUAAAUGUAUUUUUUACAUUCCAUAAUUCUUAUAUACCUAUACAAUAUUUUUUUGUAUUAAAGUUUUGCUGCAAAAUAUGCAAACAAACUGACUGGCGUUUUGGCCUAACUCAGGAUUAAGGUCCAUAUUCAAAUAUAAAAUAUUUAGGAGGGUCACAUAUGUUUUUAGGCAAUAAAUGUAUU
Musca domestica (house fly) is the source of this 1768-nucleotide messenger RNA. Its product is annotated as O-glucosyltransferase rumi-like. Gene Ontology annotation, molecular function: UDP-xylosyltransferase activity; UDP-glucosyltransferase activity. Gene Ontology annotation, biological process: positive regulation of Notch signaling pathway; protein O-linked glycosylation. Bases 248 to 1549 code for a protein of 433 amino acids. Lineage: Eukaryota; Metazoa; Arthropoda; Insecta; Diptera; Muscidae. The transcript is spliced from 2 exons. The record is from RefSeq and is a predicted model, not a curated record. Gene Ontology annotation, cellular component: endomembrane system.